CUUCAUCGUACUUCUUCAAUAAAUCAUUGCUUGAAAAGACCCGACCAUCCAAAAAUGAUGCCCUUCAAGAUCGAUGCAACUGCCCUCCUAUACAUCGUGUUUGUUGUGGUAAGAUGUUGGAAAUCCAGCCUGGCGAUGCCUUCUGUUAACGAAUUUCGCCAUUAGGGAGGAGCCAUGUCCUUGAUCCUUGGAGCGUUAUCGUGGGAUCGUACGGCCACACUGCUUCUUCCUUUACCGACAUGGGUUCCAGCUAUCGCAACACUCAUAUCCCCGAUCACAGCACUCACACUGAUAGCCACGCGAGUUUUUUUCCCACAGUCGAACGAUGAAACACCUCACAAUCCUCGAUGGAACACAAUAUCCAGUGUACUCAAUCAUAUUCAAACCGUCAUAUCGACCAUCGUGGCCACAUUAGCACUUGCGUACCUCUUCCCCGACAGGAUUCUCUCAUGUAACCUAGAUCAACAAUGGCAGGCUUUCUUUCAAUCAAAGAAUUCACAGGCUAUCCGCUCCAUCCAAGAUGAGUUCCGAUGCUGCGGUCUUAGAAGUCUUCAUGACAGGGCAUGGCCCUUCAAAGACCGGAGGCACGGGGACAAUGCGUGUGAGUUGCAACUUGGAUAUCAGAGGAGUUGCUUCGCUCCUUGGAGAGAGCACCAGCGGAAUACGUCUUGGAUGGUGUUUGCUGCAGCCGUUUUUGUUUUCGCAGCCAAGGUCGCUUUCGUUCAGCUUUCCGGCCAACGAAUGAGUUGGAUGAGCGCGCAUGUCAGUAGGAGGCCUGAUUACCAGCGAAUUUCACACCCAGAGGAUGACGAGAACGGUGUCCACGAGGAGGCGCGGAGAACAUUUUUACCCCAGUCGAACACCCAGAAUUGGAACGACUGGGAGGUAGACUAAGUUCAAGAAACCUUCGGCCCAGAAAAGAGGAGAACGUUAUUCUCAGCACGAAUCCUUGGCAUACAUCCGGACUAAGUCCAGACUGGUAAUAUCAAACAAUACCGAUUUUACCGUAUUCAUAGAAUUAUCACCCAGAUAGUACUAAAAUCCUCCGAUUGUACACUACUAUAACAUUACCAAAAAGGGACAGACAGAACGGCGUUGGCCCUGGGGUCGCAAUAUGCCUGGCGCAGCCCACGAUACUCUGGUAGUACAGCCACAUGUUCAAUAACCAUCGCUGAAACAGGCUCUGGUAGGCCACGUGUGAGCAGAAUUGGUAGUUUGUCUUGAUCCUAACAGAAUAGUUAAUAACUAGUUAUAUAGUAGUUUAUAAAGAGUGGUAGUGGUAGUGGUAAU
Molecule: messenger RNA, 1290 nt
Organism: Monascus purpureus
Lineage: Eukaryota; Fungi; Ascomycota; Eurotiomycetes; Eurotiales; Aspergillaceae
Source: the annotation of a GenBank genome assembly